Messenger RNA from Vitis vinifera (wine grape), 1508 nucleotides. RefSeq names its product serine/arginine-rich-splicing factor SR34. The coding region runs from base 137 to 931 and encodes 264 amino acids. Gene Ontology annotation, cellular component: nucleus; cytoplasm; ribonucleoprotein complex. The record is from RefSeq and is a predicted model, not a curated record. Gene Ontology annotation, molecular function: mRNA binding. The transcript has 12 exons. NCBI's taxonomy places the organism in Eukaryota, Viridiplantae, Streptophyta, Magnoliopsida, Vitales, Vitaceae.
UUAUUAGCGUAUACCACACAACACAUUAUCUCAAUUCCCUUAUAUUUACCACCACCACCAUUCCCAAAUAUCAAAACCCUAAUCUUCGAAGUAAUCGUCUCUUCCCGAACCCUAGUUUCUCCGAGUUUCAGGAACAAUGAGUAGUCGUGCGAGUAGAACUCUUUAUGUUGGCAAUCUCCCUGGUGACAUUCGAGAGAGAGAAGUAGAAGACCUGUUUUAUAAGUAUGGGCCUAUAGCUCACAUUGAUCUGAAAAUCCCCCCUAGACCCCCUGGCUAUGCAUUUGUUGAGUUUGAAGAGUCUCGUGAUGCUGAAGAUGCUAUUCGAGGUCGUGAUGGUUAUGAUUUUGAUGGGCACCGAUUGCGGGUGGAACUGGCACAUGGUGGGCGUGGACAUUCAUCAUCAAUAGAUCGGCAUAGUCAUAGCAGUGGUCGAGGUGGCCGGGGUGGAGCAUCUAGGCGCUCUGAAUACCGUGUGUUAGUCACUGGAUUACCCUCUUCUGCUUCGUGGCAAGACUUAAAGGAUCACAUGCGCCGUGCAGGGGAUGUUUGUUUCUCUCAAGUUUUCCAUGAUGGUGGUGGUACAGUGGGGAUUGUGGAUUACACAAACUACGAUGACAUGAAAUUUGCAAUCAGGAAACUUGAUGAUUCUGAGUUUCGGAAUGCAUUUAGUCGGGCAUAUGUUCGAGUGAAGGAAUAUGAUUCGAGCCGGAGCUUUUCUAGGAGUCGCAGUCGAUCCUACUCAAGGGGCAAGAGCGCUAGUCGCAGCCGCAGCCGAAGCUAUAGUCGCAGCAGGAGCCAGAGCAAGUCUCCAAAGGCCAAAUCCUCCCGUCGAUCACGUUCUAGGUCUGUUUCUUCACGUUCUCACUCUGGGUCAAAGCCACGCUCUUUGUCAGGAUAUGGAUAUAUGCAGCGAUCUGGGAUUGCAUAUUAGGAUCUUGAUGGGAUAUGAUUCAAAUGCCUGCAACUCUUUUGGUUGUGGAGGUAUGCUGUUUUCUGGAUGAGCAGCUUUAUAACCUUCAUGGUGUCUCUAUUCUAAUACAACAAGUAUCACAUGUCCAUUCUAAUACAUUAAGCAUCACAUGUCCAUGGGUGCUAGAUUGGGAACAAAGGAGAUCAUGGAUUGCGAUAGUAAAGCUGGAUUACUGUGAACUAAGUGCCAUUGGGAUUUGGGAAUCCACCUUCAAUGAGCGGUAGAACAGUUUCAUUGUCAUUUUCUUCUCCAGCAUUUGCAAGCUAAUAGGACAUGCUAUGUGGGAUCUCUGGAUUUUUGUAUUACAAGGGGAAGCAUGCUCCUAUCCUGCCCUCUGGUGUCUUAAGAAACAUAUUGUGAUGUUUUUACAAAGUUUCUUUUUGUUCAGUUAAUUAUUUUACAUAUUUAGGUAGGAAUUAUAUAACUCGGGCCUGAUACUUUUCUCUGUUGAACUUCUAAAGAUUUAUGGCCAUUUCUUUUAUCCCUUUUGAAUAUGGUAACUCUGACGUGGAAGAGGCAUCAAGGCUCUUGGAUCAAA